This is a messenger RNA of Phragmites australis (common reed), 1325 nucleotides long. RefSeq names its product auxin-responsive protein IAA5-like. The transcript has 5 exons. NCBI's taxonomy places the organism in Eukaryota, Viridiplantae, Streptophyta, Magnoliopsida, Poales, Poaceae. Gene Ontology annotation, cellular component: nucleus. The record is from RefSeq and is a predicted model, not a curated record. Bases 169 to 984 code for a protein of 271 amino acids. Gene Ontology annotation, molecular function: protein binding. Gene Ontology annotation, biological process: regulation of DNA-templated transcription.
GGGAAAAAAGCGAGAAAAAUUCGUUAAAAAUCCUCCCGGUCGGCCACUUUUAUUAACAAGAGCUAGUCGUCGCUCUCCCUCCCCACUCCACUCACCUCCAAACAAAGGGGGUGAGAAAACCCACCGCACCUCCCCUGCCCCAGCUCUGUCUCUUCCCCACCCGCCCCAAUGUCGCCGCCCCUCGAGCCCCACGACUACAUCGGCCUCUCCGCCGCCGCGCCGCCGACCCCGACCUCCUCCUCCUCCUCCUCCUCGUCCUCCCCCGCGCCCCGCCUCACCCUCCGCCUCGGCCUCCCGGGCUUCGAGUCCCCUGACCGCGGCCGCGACUGCUCCGAGGACGUCGCCGCCACUCUCACCCUCGGCCCCCUACCGGCUCCCCCCAAGACCGCCGCCACCUCCAAGCGCUCCUACCCUGACUCCUCCGCCCACCACGCCGGCUCAUCAGUUGCGGGCGCCGCCGCCAGGACCGGCGAGGACAAGGCGCCCCCCGCAGCGCCGCCGGCCGCCAAGGCGCAGGUGGUGGGAUGGCCGCCAGUGCGGAACUAUCGGAAGAACACCCUCGCCGCGACCGUCUCCAAGAGCAAAGGGGCGGUGGAGGAGGGCGCGUCCGGAGGUGGGCCGAUGUAUGUGAAGGUGAGCAUGGAUGGCGCCCCGUACCUCAGGAAGGUCGACCUCAAGAUGUACUCCAGCUACGAGGACCUCUCCAUGGCGCUCCAGAAGAUGUUCAGCUGCUUCAUUACUGGUCAAAGCGGUCUACGCAAAUCAUCAAGCAAAGACAGGCUUACUGAUGGUUCAAAGGCGGAUGCCCUCCAAGACCAAGAGUACGUCCUUACAUAUGAAGAUAAGGACGCUGACUGGAUGCUUGUUGGUGAUCUUCCUUGGGAUUUAUUUACCACUAUCUGCCGAAAAUUGAAAAUAAUGAGAGGAUCUGAUGCUGCUGGAAUAGCUCCAAGAUCACUAGAGCUGACAAGUCAGAACAAAUAAGCUUGACCUCCGACUGCGCUUUGAAGCGGACACUGAGGUAGCUGUGAGAUGAUGCUGAAGGAAGGAGGGAAGUAUCUCAUUUCUCAGAUGUUAGUACUGUAGUUUCUUGUAUUUCUUAGACGUAUGCAUUUGUAUGUCUGUGAUAUGAUCCUUUAGAUCGCGCAAUAUGGGGUGCCCUCUUCUGAACUUUGAAGUUCAGGCAUCACUCUGCCUUCCUGUGCGCUUGAUUUCCUACAUUCUUGUUAAAGAGUUGUACCAGAAAUAUGUUACAUUCUGAAAUCAUCCAUCAUGUCACAAGAGCUGAUGGUGCGUAAUAUCGAGAAAGCUGCCCUAAUUGUUCA